Aspergillus lentulus is the source of this 2658-nucleotide messenger RNA. RefSeq names its product nucleoporin NUP82. The record is from RefSeq and is a predicted model, not a curated record. NCBI's taxonomy places the organism in Eukaryota, Fungi, Ascomycota, Eurotiomycetes, Eurotiales, Aspergillaceae. Gene Ontology annotation, biological process: protein import into nucleus; ribosomal large subunit export from nucleus; mRNA export from nucleus. Gene Ontology annotation, cellular component: nuclear pore. Gene Ontology annotation, molecular function: structural constituent of nuclear pore.
AUGCCGAAACUCAUCAGCUACACUCCUCCAUGGCUAUCGCGUCCUGCACCUGGCGCAACACUCUUUGCAAGCACAUCGACCAAAAAACCAGGUUAUCUUCCGGAGAAUGAGGCAGAGUAUAGCGGCCCGACAAGGACCUUGGCAAAGCGAGGAAAUGAGAUCUUCACCGUGGUCAACAAUCAGAUCCGCUGGUCGAGCCUUACUCGGUUGAAGGAUGUAUGGCAGCAGCAGUCUAGAGCAAAGAAGGACGCUUCUGGUCAGACAAGGAGCUCUGAGGGGCCGUCAGAUAGCGAUGAGACAGACUAUUACAGAGUUCUGAUCGUACCAGUCUACGAACGGAUUCGGCAGAUGAUUCCUUCUCCAAAUGGCGCCUUUUUGGCCAUCGUAACGGAUCAUACAGUGUACAUCGCGGUGCUACCGGAUUCAUCGCAUCUGUCUGGUACGGAUCGCUCACCCAUUCGUCUCAAGUAUUACCAGCUUGGUCCCACUACGCACGUUAUUCCAGAGUCGCCCGUUGUUUCGGCGCUGUGGCAUCCCUUGGGGGUGCACACCAACCUAGGAGGCUGUCUUAUCACCGUCACCGCAGAUGCCGCAGUUCGGGUAUGGGAGCUGGACCGGAACAACCACUGGUCAUUCGACCGACCUACCCUGGCGGUUGACCUGAGGAAGUUGGUGGACGGAACAUCUUGCGACCAGGACUUUUCACCUUCUGGAUUUGGGAAGAACAAAGGAUUCUCCGCCGAUUUCGUGGAUAUGGAAGUCGCCUCAGCUUGCUUUGGCGGUAGCGGAAGCGAGAAGGAGAGCGCAUGGGCACCAAUGACACUGUGGGUCGCAAUGCGACCUGGUGAUCUUUAUGCCCUUUGCCCGCUUUUGCCGUCAAAAUGGCGAGCUCCUGCGACUACUAUUCCCUCCCUUACUUCGGCCAUUGUUCCAAAACUGUCGGCAAUGGAGGAAGACUCGUCGGAAUAUGAAGAUGAGCUGACAGCGUGCCGACAGCAGUAUGACUGGCUCACGGAGAUUGAUAACCAGGAUCCCUUGCAGACCAUUGCUGGCUCAGAUCUGGAGCCCGGGUCGGAGAUCCUGACACGUCCCGCCAAUCCCAGUGCGAUCCCCAGGUUACAAGGUCCGUUCCGUGUCGACACUGGGGACGAGCUUGAUGAUUUGGACCUUUGUGACAUCCUCGUCAUUGCGUCAAAAGUCGACGUGGAUGCUCUCAUGAUGGGUGAGGACGAUGAGCUCUCAGUGGAAGACAACGAUCAAUUGUCGGCCACUGUUAUCUGUCUCUCGACCCGCACUGGCAGGGUCCAUAUCUGCCUUGAACUUGAUGGCGUCGAGGGGCAGUGGCUCCCCAAGCUCAAAAAAAAUGCCUUCAGCACUCCCCUGUCUGAGCCGUCUGAUUUGGUCUUGGUUGAGUCAUUGGAUACGAUCAGACAAGAAGAGCAGCAUUUGAAUAACUGGCCGACCUUCACCAAAGACGUUAUCUCUCGAUACAGCUUCUUCGUCACGACCGCAACCAAUGUCACAUCUAUUUCGCUAAGUUCGUGGGUGCAGAGGCUUGAGGCCGAGCUCGGGUCAGAGGAUACGGCGGGCUCGGCUUUCCGUUUGCAAGUGCUGUGCGAAGGCACAGUAUCGCUCAGGGAGCGAAUCAUCGAAGUAGAUGAUGGUGGCAGUGCUGUUAAAGGCGAAUCAGACCAUCUGGCCUCUUCUCUGGUUUUCUAUGACUAUGAUCUUGGUUAUCUGCUGUUGAGCCACCACGCCUCUCGCCCGUAUGCUGCCAUCAUGGAUGCGCCUGAGGUUAGCCUUCCACCAAUUGCAGAUAUGGGACCAAUUGGUUCAGGGGCGCAGGCGCCAACUUCUCCGAUUCUACCACCCAAAAGACCUCCUUACCAAGUCCCUUCAAUUCUCUAUUCGGACUCACCCCUGGAAUUCUUCGUUGAAAAGCAUGUCCCUCAUCGACAACGCCAGUCGCUCAAAGAACAGGUGCGCUUGUCACCAGCAACGCUGGAUCUGGUUGCUGCUGCACACCGCAUUCUGUCUGCUCACACAAAUGCUCUUGAGAGAGCAGCAUCGGAUCUUUUCCGUCGCUGUGAGCGGCUGCAAGGGGAGAUGAAGGAGCAACUGAAGCAGCUCUCGGAUGUGGCUGAGCGCAUUAAGGGGGUCUCGAGUGAUAUUGGUGAGGAUGGCCAGCGGCGAGAGGGCUCGAGGAGUGAUGAGGCGCUGGACAAGAGGCUGAAGGCUGCAAAGGAGAGACAGGCGCAAUUGGUUGAGAGAUACGAGUCGCUCCGAAACAAGGUCCUGAAGUCGGGUGGCCGUCCACUGAGCGAGAGGGAGAAGGCAUGGCUUUCGGAAGUGGAGGCCUUAUCUGCUUCGUUGGAGAGAGAGAAGAAAGAAGAAGAGAAGGAUCAGAGUUUGUCACAGCGAUUGGGAACCGUCAAGGAAAUAGCGGCGGAUCUUCUGGCCGAGGCCAAGUCCAUUGCAGCCAAGGCACCUGUCGCACCGGAACCUGGGAGCCCGGCGUCCCCCACUGCCGCUGGGCCAAGAGUCCCACAAAGGCUACAAAGAGCGAAGAUUUCCGAUGCCAUGCGGAUGGUCGAGCGAGAGUCUGCUGUCAUUGAAGCCAUUACGUCUCGAUUGAACCGACUGAACUCGAGCAUCUAA